GCGGCGGAGCUCUGUGGUGACCCGGUAAUGAACUGCUCUUAGACGGCGGUCCGGGCGACCUGUCGGGGUCACCGAGCUCCAAUAUGGCGUGGAGGAGCUGCUCCGUCCUGCUCAGGCUGACCGGAGAUGAAGGAUUACGGAGCUCCGCGAGGGGUGGCAGGUGGCCUCACAGCUUGCAGCAGAGAUGCGGCUUCAGAAAAGCUACGAGGAAACCAGAAUCCAAGAAGGUGGAGGAGGAGCUAGGCCCCGCCCACAACGAGUCCUCUGAAACUGCGGUCCAGCGCCGCACCCCCACUCCUCACGGGGAUCAUCCGCCCAGCACCCCUCGUGCCUUCGCCCAGCUCUUCAGACCGUUCGUCUUUACUGUCGGGGUUACAGGGUUCUCCUUCGGCUCGGCGGCCAUCUGGCAGUACGAGUCCCUCAAGUCUCGAGUGCAGAGCUACUUUGAUGAGCUGCGAGCCGAUUGGCUGGAGAAGGUGAAACCUCAGAAACGAGGGGAUGUCCGCAAAGAGAUCAACCAAUGGUGGAACAGCCUGACUGAGGGCCAGAGGACGGUAACGGGGAUCAUUGCUGCUAACGCCAUCGUGUUCUGCUUAUGGAGAGUCCCGUCUCUGCAGCGCUUCAUGAUCAGAUACUUCAUGGCCAACCCGGCCUCGAGGACUCUGUGCUCUCCCAUGAUUCUCUCCACAUUCAGUCACUUCUCGUUCUUCCACAUGGCGGCCAACAUGUACGUCCUCUGGAGCUUCUCCACCAGCGCCGUCUCCAUGCUGGGCCGAGAGCAGUUCAUGGCUGUCUACCUGUCUGCAGGUGUUGUUUCUACGUUUGUCAGUUAUGUGUGUAAGAUGGUGACGGGGAGGUUUGGGCCAUCACUCGGCGCGUCUGGAGCCAUCAUGACCGUCCUGGCUGCUGUUUGUACCAAAAUUCCCGAAGCCAAACUGGCCAUCAUCUUCCUCCCCAUGUUCACUUUCAGCGCUGGCAACGCUCUGAAGGCCAUUGUUGCCAUGGAUACAGCAGGCCUGGUGUUGGGAUGGAAGUUUUUUGACCAUGCUGCUCAUUUAGGAGGAGCCAUGUUUGGAAUCUGGUACGUUUUGUUCGGCCACGAGUUGAUCUGGAAGAAGCGGGAACCCUUCGUGAAAAUUUGGCACGACUUCAGAACUCGAAGGGGGCCGGGAGGAGGUGGAGGAGGGGACCGCGGCGGUGCCAUUUAGGAUGCCGAAACACUGGGACUGAUAGGAAUAAAAUACUAAAAGUAACGUGUAACGAUGUAUAAAAUGUACAGGCAGAAUUUCAGGAGCCGUGGGGCACAGGGUAAGAGUAAAGACUCGAGUUUGUAUUUAUAAAACUUGAAUGAUUCAGAUUUUUAUCUCUUUUUUUCACAUUUUGUUCAGAUACAAAAUAAAUGCAGCCAAGCACAAAGGUUCCAUCAGAUCAACAAUUAUUUAAUAAUCAGUUGAUAAAAGGUGCAGUAUCACCACCAGCUUAUUGGAGUCCAAAAUGUUUAUCACAGAAGCUCAAAGAAAUUCAGCUAGAAGGAUUUUUAUGUCUGAGUCACCUGUAAAAAUCAUUUAUAGAGACAGCCCAUGGACUGUCAGCAGUCUGAAGGAACCUUGAAAAGCUGCGGGUACUUCAGGGCAGCUCUCUGACCUCUAACACUGUAGACCAACAUGGUUCCAUCGUGGCCCCCCCACAGUUCACCAACAUCAUCAGGACAGAGACAAACCUGCAUUAAACGGAUCUGAAACAUGGACGCUCACAUGGAUGCAGCUUGUCACAGAUCCUUGGAAGUUAUAAGUCCUUCCUGCCAACAGUCAUCAUGGGAAACGUCAACUCUGCCCAAGAAAUGUGAUGAGCUGAGAUCUUGGUGUAGACUCGUACUCAGUGCAGUCUCAUGUAUUUUACUGAAAUACGGUUAAAUCAAAACAUCUCAGAGGCUAAUGUGGAUCCGCCUGGUUUUACUGAGAUGCUAAAGCUAGUGGCAAGAAAAAAAAGGGGGGGGGGGGGGGGUGUCUGGCUUUAUUUGUGAAACAGAUUGUGUAAUCCUGCACAUAUCAAUGUCAAGGACAGGAUAUGUUGUCCUGAUAUUGAAUUAUUGGCAGCAGGUGUGCGGUCAUAUUAUGUACCAAGAGAAUUCUGUCAUAUCAAUGAUACUUGUGACGUUCCAGCCUAACAUCAGGAAAGUGUUUACGGAGCUCAGCCAGUUCAUUUUCUGACUUCUGUACAGCCAGAAAAUCGGAGUCGUCGUGGAAAUCACUUCUGUCUGUGGCCAGAGCAAAAUGAAGUUACUUUUGUUUAUUGAUUGGCAUUUUUGGUAAUAAAUAACUGACAAAUGUCACUGAUGAAUUUUCUGGUCCAUGUUCCAGUAGCUGCAGUUCAUUCAGUGUAAACGAGACGAAGCAGCAUUAAAGGCCAAUGUAGAAGCACACGUUCUGCUUCGUAAGGUACGCUGUAAAUAAGGUGAAAACAUGGUGCUUCCAGCCGAUUUUACACCAGAACUGAACAGAACUUGCUCCAGACCAGGUGACGUGUUCAGCAUCAGUUACCAUGGUGAUCUCAUCAGGUAGAAAGAGUGCUGCUUCUAUGACACUGAUCAGCUGAAGUCUGUUUAAUACAGUUUAAUACAGCGACUCUGGCUUCAGAUAAAAUCCUGUAAAUUAUAUGAAAAUGAACACGUGGGCCAGGCCUCGUCUACAAGCGUGCACACUGAAAUUCUCCAUCAUGAUGUCAGGAUUACUUAGUGCUGUCUGAAGUUCUAGUUCUUAGUGGGGGGGUAAACUCUGACCCUGGCUGCUGUUGCUGCUCCUGCAGAAUGAACCACAUGAUGAGUGACUGUACAGACGCUGUGUUUGCUGAACUCUGCAGGCUGAAGUUCACUAACCGGCAGAGUUUAGACUCAGACUGAUCCUGUCAGAGCUGAAGGCUCGUCACAGAGAGCUUCCCCUGCACAGGGGCGAGUCUGCAGUGAUUGGCUGACAGCUGGGAUAAUAAAUUGUGGUGUUCAUUUUUCAGCCUCUCUGACCUUUAUUUAUAUAUAUAUAGAUAUAGUUCCACAGAGCCGCUCAGUGUGUAUGCAGCAUGUACCAGAAUUAUUUGUGGUUAUUGACAAAGAUAAAGAAGAUGUCUCAGAUAUGAAUGUUGCACACCACAAACUGACCUUUCAAUGAGCUCAUUCAGAGACUCACAUUUUUUCUUAUAAAGAGUUGAAUGAAACUGACCUGUAAAAUGCAGCGAUUAAAACCUUUAAACUGAUUCAUAAUAUAUUUUAACUCAAAAGCA
Molecule: messenger RNA, 3273 nt
Organism: Archocentrus centrarchus (flier cichlid)
Lineage: Eukaryota; Metazoa; Chordata; Actinopteri; Cichliformes; Cichlidae
Gene: parlb
Product: presenilin associated, rhomboid-like b
Exons: 10
Coding region: 84-1208 (374 amino acids)
Cellular component (GO): membrane
Molecular function (GO): serine-type endopeptidase activity
Source: RefSeq, a predicted model, not a curated record